AUGACAAUGGGGAAUGAGUCCCCAGUGGCAUGGUGUGAUGCACUUGAAAAGGACUUUGACAAAGCUUUCGUCUCAUUAGAUCUGCUUCUUGGGGAGAUUGACAGCGAUCAGGUAAUGGUUUUUUCAAAAUUAGUUAAGGUUAAUUAUGGAUGGAACUUAUCUAUGUUAUUGACUCCAAAAUCAAAGAUUACUUUCGUUUCGAGCAAGCUGCUUCAUUUUCCGAAUUUUACUAUUUUUCCCACUAAGUUUUCGCUUCAGGUUGAAAUCACCUAUGAAGGACGUCAGAAGAUGACAUCCCUUAGUGGUAGCUUUGCCCAACUAAUGCACAAAGCACAAUCGAUGCAUCACGCGUUAUCCAGAUACGAAAAGGUCAGCCAAUUGCAAAUAUUCCCUAAGGAAGCUCGAGCUGAUCGUGACGCGAUGGAGAAAGAAAUGCAGCAAUUGAUGUUACAGGGUAAUCGUUUUAUUGCGAACCAGCUACAUGAUGUACUUAUGCCAUCACUCCGUACAGAAUGUGAAUUGGAAGUGCUGCGAAAAGAGAGCGAUCGUCAACGGCAUCUGAUCGGGGCGCUGGAAACAGAGGUCUUUGGAGCGCGACUUGCUGCCAAGUAUCUGGAUAAGGUGGGCAGAAUCCAACAAAUCCAAUUGCUUGGACGAAAUAUGCGCGGAGUGGAGCAUGAUCGACUUUGGAAUCAACUAGAGGCUGAGAUUCACCUGCAUCGACAUAAAACAGUGAUUCGUGCGUGCCGGUAA
This is a messenger RNA of Strongylus vulgaris, 753 nucleotides long. The record is from the annotation of a GenBank genome assembly. Lineage: Eukaryota; Metazoa; Nematoda; Chromadorea; Rhabditida; Strongylidae.